AUGACGAAGCUCUGCUCUCACGCGUUCGCGUCGUCGCUAGCCCGCCAGGUCGCCCGUUUCUUCGCAGCGUCAGCAAACUCAGCAGAAGCGGCGACGGCGGGUGCGGCAUCGCCGGUUCCUAAGCAGCAGACGCUACGCGCCGCGGCGGCGACUUCUCACUGGAACGAGCUCUGGGAGAGCCCGUCGGCAUGCAGCGGCGGCAGCGUGCGUUCGUUUCAUGGCCGGGUGAACGCGCCGCCGCCGCCGCCGCUGGCGCCGGCGUCACAGCAGCAGCGGCAGCAGCCUUCGAUCACUCGCAUCAGCGCGACGAGCAGCCUCACCACCACUCGGGGCGUCGCCUCGGAUGCUGCGGCGCAGAAAACGGCGAGCGGGGUAGCAGCGGCGCGGGCGCCGCCGCCGACGAAGGAGUGGCACCUGGUGCCGCUGGGGUACCGGCCCGCGCACGCCGUGCCGCUGCAGGAGCGCAUCGAGGAGAUGUGGGAGUCGCGCGUCGGGCGUGGGGAGGAGCGACACGUGGGCCGGGAGGGAGUGGAGAGGAAGAAGAGCGGCGAGGGAGCGGAGGAGAAGGGAAAGGAGGAGGAGCGGCGCGAGCUGGAGGCGUUGAAUUGGGCGUUUAGUCAGCUGCCCGUGUCCGUGUUCCCGUGCCCGCAUAAAGCUUCUCAGCUUCCUCCUGAGCUGUACCUCGCCUUCCUCUCUUUUCCCUGCCAAUCCCUCCACUUCCCCUCCCUUUCCGUCCCUCCCCUCCCGUCCCCUCCCGCUCUCCUCCCCCCAGUGCUCGAGAUCCCUUCCGAUGCCCGUCUGUCAGACGCUCUGCGCAUGCUGCAGCAUGCGGGCCUCACAGCAGCGCCAGUCAGGGACGUGGGCGUGGGGGACGAUGCGCCCUUGCAGCAGCGGUACCUGGGCAUGGUGGACGGCGCCGGCAUCGUGCUGUGGGUCAUGGGGCAGGUGAGACGUGACGUAGGUGAUGCGUGGGUUGGGUCGAUCCGCUCAUCCAUAGAGGUGCCGAUGGCAGCAGCAGCAGGCGGGGGACUGACGGGUCUGGUGGGACUGGCGGGACUGGCGGUGGCAAGGCUGGGCAGAGCAACACCACUGCUCGACCGUUCAUCCAUUGAGGUUAAGAUGGCAGCAGGCAAGGGGGGGGCUGGCAGGGCUGGCCUCGAGCGUUCAUCCAUUGAGGUGAAGAUGGCAGCGGCAGCAGGGGGGGGGCUGGCAGGGCUGGCGUUUGGAGGGCUCGGGGCAGCCGCAUUGGGCGCGCCAGAUGUUGCCACGCUGGCAGCCAUGUGGGCAGGAUCGAUGGCGGGAGGGCUGCUGGGCGCCACGUCAGCAGAGGCGCCAGGGGAGGGGGAGGCGGGAGGAGGGGUGGAGCGAUUGAGGGUGUCGGCAGGGGGGUUGGAUCGGCUGUUGCAGGGGAACAUGUUUCAGACUGCUAAGGUAAGCGUAAAAGGGGGAGGGUGGGGGCAAGGAAGUGAAGGGGAAGUGGGGAAUGGAGGGGCAUGGGGGAGGGGUGGAGCGAGUGUCGGACCUUGUUGGUUCAUUCCGCUGGCGCUCCUUCCUGCCCCUCUCAGCCUGUGUCGGACCUUGUGGGUUCGUUCCGCUGACGCUCCUUCUGACUCGACCACCCAUUCCCCCCUGUUUUUUUUUUCCUACGGCUUUCCCUCUCUCGACGCCUUCCCACAGCUGUCGGACCUGGUGGGCUCUUUCCGUUGGCGCUCCUUCCUGCCCCUCGCCUCCUCCGACUCGGUCCUCUCCCUCAUGCUGCUCCUUGCCAUGCCCCACCGCCCCCAAGUGCUCCCCAUCGUCACCUACCCUCCCACCUCCUCCGCUCCCUUCUCCUCCUCCCCUUCCUCAGCCUCUCCCACCUCGUCUCCCGAGCCUGCAGCUGCAGCUUCGUCAGCAGGCUCGGGGUCCGCCCUGGUGCCGAGCCUGUCUGCGCUGGUGUCGCAGGCAGAUGUGGUGAAUUUCCUGGCGGAGUGUGACGGGCAGCCGUGGUUCGAAUGGGUGGCGGGGAGGAGUUUGAAAGACAUGGGGCUGCCAAGAAUGGGCGCAGAAUCGACUGUCAAGGUGGAGGAGUCGGACCCGGUAAUGGAGCCGUUCCGUCUGAUGCUGCAGCAUGACAUUGGUGGAGUGCCCGUGGUAGCGCCGGGGACCAAUCGCAUCACGGCAAAUGUCAGCGCGAGGGACGUUCUGCAGCUGCUUACGUCUCCGCAUCUUGCAGAGCAACACCAUAUCAAGCCGCUUACGGUGGCAGAACUGGUGCACGAUGCGCAGAGGCCGCAUCACGGUGCUGCUGACGUCAUCUGGCCAAUCAUGGUGCCGCCCGUGACGUGCCGCUUGUCCACGCCACUGCGCGAGGUGAUCCACGCGUUCCGGGUGGCACGCGUGCACCGCAUCUACGUCACCCGGGAGCCGGAAGAGGGGGUGGAAGGAGGAGAGCUGGUGGGAGUGGUGACGCUGCGGGAUGCAAUUGGACGGUUUCUGGUGAGGCAGGAGGAGGGAGAGACACGGGGAGAGAAGGUAGAGGAGCCGGUUCCAGCCAGCACUGAGGUUGGUUCCGAUGGUCUCAGCCUGUAG
Closterium sp. NIES-65 is the source of this 2571-nucleotide messenger RNA. Lineage: Eukaryota; Viridiplantae; Streptophyta; Zygnematophyceae; Desmidiales; Closteriaceae. The record is from the annotation of a GenBank genome assembly.